AUGGCUCUCACUUGUACUGACAUUCCAAAAUUCAUCUGCGCUGUCAUUUUUCCACCACUCGGUGUGUUCUUCGAGACCGGAUGUGACUGCCAUUUGGCCAUCUGCAUUUUGCUCACGAUUCUCGGAUACAUUCCAGGAAUCAUCUACGCUUGCUAUGUGAUCUUGGACCAUUAA
This is a messenger RNA of Caenorhabditis briggsae, 174 nucleotides long. Gene Ontology annotation, cellular component: membrane. The record is from RefSeq and is a predicted model, not a curated record. The transcript is spliced from 2 exons. Bases 1 to 174 code for a protein of 57 amino acids. NCBI's taxonomy places the organism in Eukaryota, Metazoa, Nematoda, Chromadorea, Rhabditida, Rhabditidae.